This is a messenger RNA of Anolis carolinensis (green anole), 4311 nucleotides long. It is a transcript of the gene tpp1, whose product is annotated as tripeptidyl peptidase 1. Bases 123 to 1886 code for a protein of 587 amino acids. Gene Ontology annotation, biological process: proteolysis; central nervous system development. The record is from RefSeq and is a predicted model, not a curated record. Gene Ontology annotation, molecular function: tripeptidyl-peptidase activity; serine-type endopeptidase activity. Lineage: Eukaryota; Metazoa; Chordata; Lepidosauria; Squamata; Anolidae. The transcript has 12 exons.
GGGAGGCGCGUGACCUUCUUUCCCUCCCUCCCUCCCUCCCCGGCGAGGCGCUGUCCUCUCGUGACUCGGGUCUCCCGCAAAGAAGAAGAAGAAGAAGAAGAAGAGGAGGAGGAGGAGGCGCCAUGGAGGUCCGGGGUCCACGCGUGGAAGGGAGAGGGUCCUGCCUGCCCCCCCUCCUCUCCUUCCUUUUCCUUCUCAGCAGCCUGGGAGCCCCCUCCUCCUGCCUGUCCGCCCCCCUGCUCUGGGCGCCCGAGCCCGACCAGCUUUUCCGGGUCCCCGAGGGAUGGCGCUCCGAGGGCCGCGUGGCCCCCUCCCACCCGCUGGGCCUCACCUUCGCCCUCCGGCAGCGCAACCGGGACCGGCUGGAGGCGCUCGUGGCCGAACUCUCCUCGCCCCGCUCCACGCACUACGGGCGCUUCCUGUCCUUGGCCGAAGUGGGGGCCCUGGUGGCCCCCUCCCUGGAGACGCUGGACGUGGUGGGGGCCUGGCUGGAGGAGCACGGCGUGAGCGAGUGCCAGGUGGUGGCCACCAUGGACUUCCUGCAAUGCCAGAUGCCGGCCGGCACGGCCGAGCGCCUCCUCCCCGGAGCCCGGUUCCACCGCUUUGUCAACGAGGAGCAGCGGAGCGUGGCCCUCUCCCCAACCCCUUACAGCCUCAGCAAGGAGAUGCAGGAGCACGUGGAUUUCGUGGGCGGCCUGCACCGCUUUCCUCCGGAGAAGAGGGCCCUGGUCCGGUCCUGGGCCGCGAAGGAGCCGGGCCCGCGCUCCACCUUCCACCUGGGAGUGACGCCCGCCGUGCUCCGCAAGCGCUACAACCUGACGGAGGCCGACGUGGGAGGCUCCCCCAACAGCAGCCAGGCCUGCGCACAGUUCCUGGAGCAGUACUUCCACCCGGCGGACCUCUCGGAGUUCAUGCACCUCUUUGGGGGGGGCUUCCCGCACCUCUCCAGCGUGGACCAGGUGGUCGGCCACCAAGGGGGGGGCAAGGCCGGGCUGGAGGCCAGUCUGGACGUGGAGUACCUCAUGAGCGCCGGCGCUAACAUCUCCACCUGGGUCUUCAGCAACGCAGGGCGUCACGAGGGGCAGGAGCCCUUCCUGGCCUGGCUGCUGGAGCUGAGCAACCGCUCCUCCCUGCCCUGGGUCCACUCGGUCAGCUACGGGGACGACGAGGACAGCCUCUCCGCAGCCUACAUGCAGCGCGUCAACGUGGAGUUCCAGAAGGCCGCCGUCCGCGGGGUCACCAUCCUCUUCGCCUCCGGAGACUCCGGGGCCGGUUGCCGCACGGUCCAGAGGGGGAAGCACGUCUUCCGGCCCAGUUUCCCAGCUUCCAGCCCCUACGUCACAACUGUCGGGGGGACCUCCUUCCAGCACCCCUUCCUGGUCAGCGUAGAGGUCUCCGACUACAUCAGCGGCGGCGGCUUUAGCAACGUCUUCCCCAUGCCGGAAUACCAGACGUCGGCCGUGAAGUGGUUCCUGAGCACGGCCCCCAAGCUGCCCCCCUCCAGCUACUUCAACGCCUCGGGGAGGGCCUACCCGGACCUGGCCGCCUUGUCCGACAACUACUGGGUGGUGUCCAACCGCAUCCCCUUGCCCUGGGUCUCCGGCACUUCUGCCUCGACUCCGGUGGUGGCGGGAAUCUUGGCCCUGAUCAACGACCGGCGCCUGCAGAGAGGCCUCCCACCACUGGGCUUCCUCAACCCCGCCCUCUACCGGCUCCAGGAUCAGGGCCACGGCGCGGCCCUCUUUGACGUCACAAGUGGGUGCCACCUCUCCUGCCUGGAUGCCAUCGUGGAAGGGCAAGGCUUCUGUGCGGCUCCUUCCUGGGACCCCGUCACCGGCUGGGGCACCCCCAACUUCCCGGAGCUCCUACGUGCCCUGAUGGACUAGCCCUGUGUUUGAUUUGGGGGGGGGGGAUAUUAGGAGGUAGCCCCUUCUCACAGAAACGUACCACUGUUGUGGCAGGGAAUGGCUCCCCACAGCAUUGCAGGAUGGACCAACCGAAGAGCCUUAGGGUCUCUCCUCACUAUAGGCUUCCACGAUUGAAUGAGGACAUGGUAGUGGAACUAGACUGGAUUUUGGGGUGGGGGGAAAUGUGGGAUGCCUCCCUCAAAGAACUGGGCCUGGGUGCCUUUGGGUCUUCCAUACAAACACACACACACACACAAACAAACUCAGGAGGCUGUGGUGAGUUUUCCGGGCUGUCUGGCCAUGCUCCAGAAGCAUUCUCUCCUGACGUUUUGCCCACAUCUAUGACAGGCAUCCUCAGAGGUUGUGAGGACUGUUGGAAAAGAGGCAAGUGGGGUUUAUAUAUACAAGUACAGUAGAGUCUCACUUAUCCAACGUAAACGGGCUGGCAAAACGUUGGAUAAGCGAAUAUGUUGGAUAAUAAGGAGAGAUUAAGGAAAAGCCUAUUAAACAUCAAAUUAGGUUAUGAUUUUACAAACUAAGCACCAAAACAUCAUGUUAUACAACAAAUUUGACAGAAAAAGUAGUUCAGUAUACAAUAAUGCUAUGUAGUAAUUACUGUAUUUACGAAUUUAGCACCAAAAUAUGAUAUAUUGAAAACAUUGACUACAAAAAUGCGUUGGAUAAUCCAGAACGUUGGAUAAGCGAGUGUUGGAUAAGUGAGACUCUACUGUAGAGUCUCACUUAUCCGAGCUAAGUGGGCCGGCAGAAGCUUGGAUAAGCGAAUAUCUUGGAUAAUAAGGAGGGAUUAAGGGAAAGCCUAUUAAACAUCAAAUUAUUAUUUAUUAUUUAUUUAUUUUAUUUCCCUUAUUUCUAUCCCGCCCUUCUCACCCGAAGGGACUCAGAGUGGCUCACAGUCUGGCAAAAAUUCAAUGCCAAUAUACAAUACAAGAAGAUAAAACAUAACCAAUUAAAACAAUUGGAUAAUUUAACAAAAUACAAUAAAUACAUUUAAAACAAUAGAAUUAGGUUAUGAUUUUACAAAUCAAGCACCAAAACAUGUUUUACAACAAACUUGACAGAAAAAGCAGUUCAAUAUGUAGGAAUGUUAUGUUGUAAUUACUGUAUUUAAGAAUUUAGCACCAAAAUAUCACGAUAUAUUGAAAACAUUGACUACAAAAAUGGCUUGGAUAAGCGAGGCUUGGAUAAGUGAGACUCUACUGUAUAUAUAUCCCUGUGGAAUGAUGUCCAGGGUGGGAGAAAGAAAAAUGUCUUAUCUGUUGGAGGAAGGAGUGAAUGUUGUAUUUGGAUACCUUGAUUAGCACUGAAUAGCCUUGAUCACUGUAUCCUGGCCCGCUGAUGGAGUAUUUUGUUAUUAGUUCUUAUAACUGUGGUGAAUUGAUUGACUUGUAUGGUUAGUGUACUUAUGUUCAUCGUUGUAUUAUGUUUUGUUGUUGUAUGGUUUCCUUGCUAUGUUGGAAACCGCCCCGAGUCCCAUGAGGAGAUAGGGCGGUAUAGAAAUAAAGUUUUAAGUUUUAUUAUUGCAGCUUCAAGGUCUGGCUGCUUCCUGCCUGGAGGAACCUUUUGUUUGGAGGUGUUAGCUGGCCCUGGUUGAUUCAUGUCUGGAAUUCCUCUGUUUUCUGAGAGGUGUUCUUUAUUCACUGUAUUCCCACCCUGGACAUUAUUCCACAGAUAUAUAAACCCCACUUAAUACCUCGUUUCCAACAGACCUCACAAAUUCUGAGGAUGUCUGCCAUGGAUAUGGCCGAAACGUCAGGAGAGAAUGCUUCUGGAACAUGGCCAGGCAGCCCAGAAAACUCACAGCAACUCAGGGAUAUAUACAAAUGUAAUAAUAAUAAUAAUAAUAAUAAUAAUAAUAAUAAUAAUAACAACAGAAGAUAUAUAGCUGCUUUGAGUUUUCUCCAGGAAAGAUAAAGCAGUCUAUAAUAAUAAUAAUAGCAAUAGCAAUAAUAAUAAUAGAUAAUAGAUUUGAGUGUCAUUCAGCUAACACCUCUCAACAAAGGAUUCCCCCUGGCAGGAAGCAGCCAGACCUUGAAGCUGCAAGGCUAUUCAAUGCUAAUCAAGGUGAUUAACUACAACAUUCACACUAGCCUCCAACUGACAAAGUUCUUCUCUCACCCUGGACUUCCCACAGAUAUAUAUAAACCUUCCUUGCUGAGUUUCCCCAUAUCUCACAACCUCUGAGGAUGCUUGCCAUAGAUGUGGGAGAAACGUCAGGAGAGAAUGCUUCUGGAACAGGGACCCUGACCUCUUGGGAGUCGCCUUCCUUGGAGGCGGGAUGGCCAUCUGUUGGGAGGGCUUAGGUUGGGGCCAGGCUAGAUGACCUUCGGGGGUCCCUUCCGGAGGAGAGGCCUGAGCUGGCCUAGCAAUAAAGGCCUGGCCCUGC